Molecule: messenger RNA, 260 nt
Organism: Cooperia oncophora
Lineage: Eukaryota; Metazoa; Nematoda; Chromadorea; Rhabditida; Trichostrongylidae
Source: the annotation of a GenBank genome assembly
GAAUGAGUCGAGCAAAGCUCGAUGAUUCUCAUCGUUCAACACCUUUGACUGAACCACAGAAUUAUUGGGGAUUUGCUAAUUUUCCUAAUCAAGUAUUUCGCAGAGCAAUCAAACAUGGCUUUAAUUUUACGUUAAUGGUUGUAGGACGAAGUGGACUAGGCAAGUCCACAUUCAUAAAUACACUUUUCUUAGCGGAAAUUAACGACUUAAAAGUUCCACCACCACCUUGUGGCUCUACAGUACGAAUCGAAGAGAAGAAU